AUGGCACCUAUUCCUAUCCCUCUUCCUCUAUUUUCUAGCAGUUCGAUAAUGCCAAGGGACGUUUCGCAUUCAGCUUCGUUAAUCUCGAGACCGAUAACACUCUUACAGCCCAUCUCUACAAUUCUCCAACCUAGAAAUGCGCAACUAUCUUCUCCUUCGAAAUUUGCGACCCUCUUGAACCGUCUAAUAUUGCGACAAACUACGUAUAGUGACCCGAGCAUAAUUCCUUCUACAUAUGGGAGCCAGAAUAAUUCUCCCUCGCCCGGCACAAUUGUUGGUAUAGUUUUGGGAUCGGUAGGAGGCUUUUUACUCCUUCUCUGGCUCCUAUAUACAUGUUGCACAUUGGGACGUCCGUCAGCCGCGCGCUCUACAGUUACCGACGAUGUAACUGUCCGCGAGACUGUACGGCGGAGAUCGCAUAAUUCACACAGGAGUUCAAGACCGCAUAGUCGAAGAGUGACCACAACUGAGAAGACGGAGAUCAGACGACAGCGAAGUCCGAGCCCGCCUCCUGUUAGAAUUGUGAGGGAGGAGGUGAGACGACAGCGAAGUCCAAGUCCGCCUCCUGUUAGGAUUGUGAGAGAAGAGGUGAGACAAGAAACGAGGAGGCCUCCACCUGUCGACAGAGUGAUUGUUGAGGAGAGAAGGGAGGUAAGGAGGAGUAGAGAGGAGAGAAGCCCUAGCUCAAGUGGUGGGGGUAGUGCUGAAGUUGUGGUAACUGAAGAACAUGAUCCACCAAGAAGAUCGAAGAGUAAGAGGGAGAGAAGGGAGAGGGAUAGUGGAUUCAGAACAGUAGACCCAUUGAGCUUUGGAGGUGUAGUUGGUGGAGAAGGGAGGAGGGGCGAAAGGAGGAGGUAA
Sclerotinia borealis F-4128 is the source of this 858-nucleotide messenger RNA. NCBI's taxonomy places the organism in Eukaryota, Fungi, Ascomycota, Leotiomycetes, Helotiales, Sclerotiniaceae. The record is from the annotation of a GenBank genome assembly.